AUGGGAAUUAAGUCAUAAUAAAGUGAAACAAAGGAUUCUUCUAAAUUAUUUUUAAGUAUAUUUUCUAUUACAUCAGGCCAACAUACAAAGACGAUUGAGUCAUCAUAGGUUGAAAAUUCUAACAUAUUUAUUUAUGAAAACAAAAUAAAGUAUUGUUUUACUUCUUGUAAUUGUUUUGGUUUAAUAAAAACUCAAAUAGUUGAGAUAUAACUUUCUGGGAUUAAUUAUACCUUAAGAAAAUUAUAUAGAAGUCAAUAUAAACAUUAAGCAUGA
Messenger RNA from Paramecium tetraurelia, 273 nucleotides. RefSeq lists its product as uncharacterized. The record is from RefSeq and is a predicted model, not a curated record. The transcript has a single exon. NCBI's taxonomy places the organism in Eukaryota, Ciliophora, Oligohymenophorea, Peniculida, Parameciidae.